AUGAAGUUCCCAAAUAUUAUCAACAACAACAACAACAAGAAAGAAGAAGACAAGACGGAGAUGAUUAAUAAAUCGACAGAUGCGUCUUCAAUGGCAGCAUCUGCAAAUAACAACAACAACAAUCAAUCAUUGAAUAUUAAUGAUAUCAUACCUCUUUCAACUAUCAUUUUGGGAAAAGACAAUAUUGAAGAUGAAAGUAAAUUAUUGUUAACUGGGUUAAUUGGAAAGAUUGAAUGGUCAACUUCACAACAAAGUAGAGUGAAUGUACAGAAACGUAGAAUCGGUAAAUUCAAGUCACUCUUGGUGAUUGACAUUUGCAUCGAGAAGCAGCUUCAAUCGUCGACGUUAAAGUGGAAUGUCGAGGAAGAUCAGUUUGACAAGUUUCAAUCACUCUUUCAAGAGGCGUUCAAGUACUUGAUUGACAAUGACCCGUUGCUAGUGGUUGGCAAGUUUCGCUUAAUUGUCGAGUUUUAUGAUAAUCAUCCAUACUUGGCUUCAUUCUAUAUCGAUGAUCAAUCAACAAGUACUAGUACGACGACAACGACUAUUCGAUGUCUAUUGGAUUUGGAUUGGUUAAAUGAAUGCAACAAUGUAGAAGAGUUUGAUCAUUCCAUCAAGAUAUUGACUCUAUCUUUGGUACUAAAGUAUUGGAUAGAGUGUCAUCGUGCAGUAUCCUAUCCUGCCAAUGUUCAAAGAGAUGCUCUUCAUUCACUCUUUGGCUAUAUGUAUAAUUUACAAACAUCAAAUCAUCCAAAUUCAAAUUCAAAUACAAAUACUUCCAAUACUUCUACAACUUCUACAACUAGUACAACAAAUAAUAGUGGAGAUGAUCAAAUAAUUAAAAGAUUUAUCAUGCAAGAUAUAUUUGAAUUGUAUGAUCAAAUUCAACUAUUGUUUAAUCAUUAUAAAUUAGACUAUCCAAUCAAUUCAUCCAUGAUUGAAUAUCUAUUGUAUCAAAAUGAUACUCCCCUCAUUGUAAAUAAUAUCAACCAAGAUCAUACACAUGCCACCUCAUCAAUAUCAUCAUCAACAUCAAAAUCAUUAUCAUUUUCAAAAAAUGAUAGACAAGAAUUAAUUGAUUUACUCGACCGAGUAGAUACAAAGAUAUCAAUGUAUUUGGGACAAAUACAUAUUGAUUUACCAUACGACCGUAAUGCACUACGUCAAGCACUCGAGAUUGGUGAUACGACUGAUCGUCGCCAAGCAAGUUAUGAAGUGAUCAAGACAUUUAGUUCGAGUAUCGAAUCAAACAAUGCUAUUAGACUGUCGAGCAAGAUUAGAGAGAGUUGGCUCAAUUCUCCGGAAUCGUCUGUUCAACCAGUGAUUGUGGUUGGUCGUGAGAGUAGAGCCUUUUCAAACCAGGCUUCUCUCUUUGCCAGUGCUGGAUACAUUUGUAUCAACGAUUCUAUUCGUGAUGCCAUUGCAACUAUUGACAGAUUGGCAUCAGAAACAAAUGUCCGUACCAUUCUCAAGGGUUCUGAAGACGACUAUCCAUCUAGUAUCCGACAGGAUAUAGUACAGGUGGUUGACAAACUAGCAAAAAUGACUGUGCACUUGUCACCGGCAGUUGCACGUCUUCGUGGUCUCGUAGCGAGUGUGCAUGGAGGGUUAGCACCAUCGACACAGAUUUACGGUGGUAUCCAACAUUUGCGUGAAGCACUCAUCAUCGUGACACAAAAGAGUAUGGCGUCAAUUGAAGAACUACAAAAAUCAACACUUGCACGUUUGGUUGAAGGAGUACAUCGUAGAAAAGGGUACCAUUACCAAACACACAACUCUCAGCCGGGUAUACUCGACUCUACCGGAUUCAAGACAUUGUAUAAUAUCUUGGAAUCGUUGUAUAGUCGUGCAAGGGGUGCUAUUUGGCUAGAAGUGUAUCGUCUGGAAGAUGCAAUUGGAAGUGUGCCAACUGUACCAUCAAGCUUUAGUGUUCUCCUCCAACGACCAAGUGUCAGUGGAUCAGAACGUUUCAGAGCCAACGAAUUGGAAGCCAAGAAUGAACAAGAACAAGUUUUACAAAAAUUGGUUCGUAUAGGUGGUGCCAAUCUCUACAUGAGUCCGAGUAAUGAAUGGGUUGAGCAUGCAACCGAUAUCAUCGAGGCGGUACCACUCUUUAUCUAUGAAAAGACAAUAGAGGUCGAUGGUAAACACACCACCGUCUUUGAAGUCGACCAAGAAGGCUUGGAGCAAACCAUCAGACAAUUGGCCGAGCAUUGGACCAAGAAUAUUCGUCUCACCAUCCUCUCUGAACACUGUGCAUUUGCCCGAGACAUCAUUUCAAUUGCUCAAAAUCAAUCGGAUCCAUUUAGAUUGUCGUUGGAUGAUAUCAUUGCUGUCACCUAUUACAUUGAAUCAGAAUAUGAUAAUCUUGCUGAAAAGGUUGAAGAACUAAUAGAAACUAAUUGGAAACAAUCAAAUUUUAUUACUAGAAUUGAAUCUUUACGUUUAUUAUUAUUACCUUUAGAUUUAACAAAUGAUGAAAAGUUUGAAUUAUGUAAAGAGAUUGUAACAAAAUCAAUUAUAAUAUUUCAAUCAAUAACAAAAGAAAACAAAGACAGAAUAUCAUUUAUGGCAUUUAAAAAACAAAGAAAUCUACCUGCUUUUCAUUUAUUAACUACAGAGGCUCCUGGUCUAGUUGAAGGUUUUAUUCAAGCAAUUUUAGAAGAAGAAAUGACAUUAAAAAAUAUAAUUGAAUAUCAUAAAUUAGAGAAAUUGGUAAAUGAAAAGAUUAAAGAAUAUAAUCAAGAGAUUUCAAAUUUUGGUAAAAAGGUUAUCAAUGAAUUCAACUAUACACCAAUUGUUGAACAAUACAUGUCACAGCUAUCAAUCGAUGAAAAUACUGCCAUUCUCAGAGUUGUAAAUGAUCAUGUAGUCAUUCAAAAACAAGUUUCAUUAUUAAUCUUGUUAAAUGAUUUGGAUAAAUUAAAUAACAACAAUAAUAAUAAUGAUAGUAGUUUGGAAUCAAAAAGAGUAUUGGAUAUAAUUAAUCGAUUAAAUGGAGAGGAAAAGAAUUUAUAUAAUAUUAGAAAUAAUGCAAUUGAAACUAUAUUUAAACAAAAUAUGAAUGAUAAGGAAUUCCAUCGAUUCAAUCCACAACAUAUUCAAAGAGAUUUGGAUGAUAUCUUACAGGUGAUACAAACCAAUCAAGUCUAUUUGGAUGAAUACAAAAAUUAUUUGGUUUGUGAGGCACGUCAAAAAGCAUUGGAACAAGCUUCUGAAAAAGAGUAUCCAGAUCUCUGUCUGUUGGAUCGUCAGACCAAGUUGUAUCGUUCAAGAACUGCUCUCUCUCGUACUUGUGCACGUCGUGAAGUGAUCUCUAAAUACCAACUACACUAUCAAAUGACUAAUCCUAGACUUUCGUGGUCUUGUGGUGCAGUCUUUUUAAACGAGAAUUCAGAUGAAAUGUUGGUACGUCCAACUGGCAAUAGAAAGAGAUACCACUUUAUCUACGGACCAUCACGUGUCAACCUUGGAAAGGACGAGCGCAAGAGUGUCGAGAUUUGGCCACAGUUUGUCGGUGCAACCGAUCCACUUUGUGCCAAGCAUGCCAAAGCGUUUUACUCGCUCAUUAAUCACCAACCGAUCGUGCGAACCAUCACCGCCGCUGAAAACCUCAAAGUGUCAGAGAACCAGUGGACUGCUCUGGUGCGGGCCGUUCGAAAUGUCCAAGCUCUGUUUGUCGAGCGGUUGGGUGUGGGUGACAUUGAAGAUUUGGCAUUCCAAUUCAACCAGCGUGGAGGAUUGGCAACUGCCGCCCAAAAAGAGUCAGAGGCAUACAUGUCUGGGCCGACUGCCGGCUACUGUAUUCCAAAAGAUCUGCUCUUUAAACUGUUUGUAGUCACUCAUCAAGACACACGUAAACUGUCUCAUAUUGGUAUUCCAAAACAUCUACAUCCAAUGAUUGUACAGUUGAUGGUCGAUGUCGCUUCGAAACAAGGUCAAUUCCAAUCGGCCAACGAAUGGGAGAAAUGGGUAUCACAAACAAUCUUGUCAAAAGAGUCGUUGGAGAAACGAUUCUCAUCAAGUGGUACCACCACUAGUGGUGACGAUGCAGCUCAACAAAUAUCAACCUACUUUAAACAAUAUGUCGAGUUGAAUGGUGGUGUUGUUUUGUUCCACUUGACAAAGUUGUGUCAGAUUUUGGGAUCGGUUGGUGUGCCAUCGCCACUCGUUCGAUUCGGUCGUGAUUUGCAUUCGGCGUUGUGGAGUGGAUGGGCAGAGAAAAAGAUUACGCUGGGUGGCGAGCAGGUCAACCGGUCGGUGGUGUUCCCCAUGACACGAGAGAUACCCGAGUCGGGCAAACUGUCGUCGCGACUCAACCCGUCGGCCGGUAUUGCCGCAGAGGAGCAGCUGCGCGUACACUUGUUUGGCGUGUACAAGGGUGACGACGACCAAAAACCACCUCCAGACGUAAGAUUUGCCUGGGUGAUGCGAGCAUUCCUUAUUAUGAGCGGUCACUAUAAAGAGGUGGCAUUGUCACUCGACGAGGAGGGUCAGACUGUUGCACGACUCAGUUGGCACGGUUUCCACCCCGACUCUACCGACAUUGAGGAUAUCAAAGCACGUCAGUACUUGGCCCAACACUUUUUAGAUGUAAAUGACUUUGAUCGUGCUGUUCCACACCACUGUCAAAUGAUCCAACAUCUUCAACUACAAUUCCCAAAGCAUACGACGGUUGGAGACAUUACAGUCACUGCCGUACCGGGAGUCAGCAGCGACGACCUUCUCGGGUUCUCUGCCGAGACACUGACACUGCUUGGCGAAGAAGCUGAUCGCGCACAAGAUAUUCUCCGCGGUCGUGCGGGUAUGUCGGUUGACCAGAUGGCCGCCAACUCACGUCUGCACAACACGCUCGACGACUGGGCCGGCCCCCUCGCCAACCUCCCCCACAACGAGCUUAAAAUCAUCAAAGAUGCCGUGGGAGCCCGUGUACACCCUCUCGCACUACGUUUGCGUGGGCCAGGCGACAACUUUUUGCGCGAUCUUCAGGCUCAGGAUGUUGUUGUCUUUUCCAUCAUCCAUCCGCAGCUGCUCGCGCUCAACCCAGCACAUCUACGCGACUUGAUGCUCAUCGGACGUCCCAACAGCGCCUUGUCGGCACUCGACCACAUUUCGCAGGGUCGUCACCGAUGUUGGUUCGAGAGAGACGUGAUGUUGUGGUAUGCUGCAGCACGUGCAAUCGACCAAGACGGCAACCGUGUCGCCAAAUGGACCGACCGAAACAAACUAGGAAGAAAAGCAGUCUACAAGGCAUUUGGAUGGGGUAACGAUCAUUACCAACCACUCCUAGGAACUGAUCUCCGUGAGGAGGUCAAUCGUCUAGAGAACCGUGCCAUGUUUGUGUAUGCCAUGCUAGAGCAGAUUGUCGGUAUCGAUGCAUCACGUCAAGAUUACAAGGACCGAUUGGUGGCAAUGGAAACAAUGAUGCAAGAGCAGUUGUUUAAUCGAUCCGCUGCUAACCGUGUAGGUGCGUCACCACUUACCCUUGCACCCGACCAGCUGCAACAAGAGAUUGAAAUACAAAUACAAUACGAACAACGUGUAUUAUUGGCAAACCGAUUUAAAAAGCGUGAUCAAACCAUUAGAGAGUCGUUGGAAGAGGUGAGAGAUGCUCCAUUUAUCCGUUCGAUCAAUCCUAUUCGUUGGUUGGCAUUGGGUGGCUAUCUUUUGCUAAAUGGUGCAGCUCCAAGAUUUGCAAAUAGAAUAUUAAAUGUUGUUCAACGUGCAUUUAGCCGUCUCAAUCAAAAAGACCACAUCUUGGAUGAAACCAAAUUAGAGUCAUUCUUAGAGACUGACAAAUCGGUUCAGUCGCUCAUUGUACCAAUGUUGGCAACAUCAAAAGUACAACUAAAAGAUCGCAAAGGAAAGAUGUUUAGUGUCAAGGCAAGUGAAGAACAUCUAGAGACUGCAGUCACUAGAAGAAAAGAACUCCAAAUUCAAUCUAAAAAGAAUACAACUCUUAAAUGGAGAGAGAAUGGGUAUCUCGCAUCUGGACUACCACUCUAUAGUAGUUUGACAAAAGUAGCCAGUCUAGAUGUCAUUGAAAAGACUUUAUUAGCACCCAUUAGAGAUAAUAUAAAGUCACUUACAGAUCACUUGGAAGUUAGAAACAAUGAACAUCAUACAUUACAAGAAGAAAAGAUUUAUAAUAUGAUUGGAUCAACACUUAAUCAAUGUAUAAAGACAUUAUUGGCAUUGGUUAAAUUAUCGAGUAUGGAUCAUGCAAAUGAACAACUGUUGGUUAAAACAAUUGAACAACUUGGUAAUCAAACCAAAGGAAAGGAAAUUGACCUCAAAUCUUGGGAUCGUCUUAUAGGUAGUUAUGAAGAAUUUGGUCUACUCAAUCAACUCUAUGAACAAGCUUACAAACACUUGUUUGGUGGUGACCAAGUUAGAUGGUUGGAAUUUACGGCAAUUGGUUGUGAAAUCAUGUCGACACUGCUACUGUUUGAAAAGAUGGCUGCACAAUAUCUUCUGACACCACUCGAAGAUAUCAAUGAAUCGGCAUUAUGGAGAUCAUUGGCAGAGUUUUAUGCAAAGACUAUUGAUGAUCAUUACAGCGAGUAUACUCCAUGGGGUUUGGAUCCAAAACGGUACCCUCGAUUUGCCAAUCUCUAUUUUGACGAUGUUGGUAUCUUGAAGAAGCAAUUCCAAGAGGAACAAUACCGUCUCUAUUGGAGUGCACAUCGUCAUCUCUAUCCAUUCAUACGUGCUAUUGUAAUGAAUAAGGUUUCGUCGAUUAAAAAUACUCUGUCAGAAUCUGAUCAAAACCAAUUAUUUGGUAAAUUGUCGUCCAAUGAACAAGUAGAGAUUCAACCAAUUGGAGCAUCUGCGCCACACCAAUACGAACAAUUGUGGAGAGUGUAUGGUCAAAUACGUGAAAUUGCAUUUAUUAGAAAUGAUGGAUUCCAAAUCCCACGUGUCUUUUCUAAUCUCGAUGCCAAAAAGGUAUUGGAUGUCACCAACAAGGUCAAUCAUGCAUUCCUCAGUCCUGUUGGUAGAACUCAUUAUGGUAGAGCUUUAAUGGAAGGUCCUACACUCAAUGAUAAUCUAUUUAUAACAAGAGAUGGUUCAAUGGCUGAAAUUCAAAAUAACAGCAACAAUAGAAGAGUUUUAACAAUCAAUGAUGCAUAUAUUUGGAUAUCUUUAUCAAGUUAUCGUCAACUUUUGGAAGAAGGAGAAGGAAAUCAAAAUAUUAUUGAAUCAAUAAUAGAAAAUGAAAAGAAAACAAAAUAUUUAAAUAUUUGGAGUGAAUCUAAAGGUGUAAUGAUUGCAGCUAGAUUCAUUUCACCUGUUAUUAUUGGUAGUGUUGUAACGUUGCAUCAUCAUCGUUUAGAACAUCAACUUUCAAAUGCUGGUUAUCCAACCACCGACAAAUCACCUUUCCUUUACGAGUUGACAUACAACAAGUCGCUCUAUCCAUUGAUAUUCAAUCCACCCGACCAGACUGGUGUUUUAUUGCCACCAGAAAUCGACUGGUUGCAAGUAGAGACACACAAGAUCAACAAUGACCAAAAGAUUAUCGAACGAAUCAAAGAACGUCUUUUACCUUUUGUUCAGACCUACCCUAUUAUCAUUGUAAAGGGUGCCGCUGAAUCUGGUGCUAGAAAUUUACAAAGAUUCGAUUUUAACAAGGAUGAUGAGAAUGGUGGUGGGUGGGCAGAAACACUAAAGACUUGUUGUACAUUUAUUUUAAAUGUAUCUCGAUCCCAAAAUGUGGUCAUUCAAAGGGCAAUCAUCUCAUCACCAUUGUUUUGGAUGAGUCAAUCGGCUAUUGACAGAAUGGUAACUAGACAAAUCAACGAUCAUGGUGUUAGUGUCGAGUUGAAUCGUCAUCCCAAAGACACUGUCUAUGGUACUCUUCGUAUCAUCAUGUCUGCAUCAUCUCCAACCUCUGAACCGUCGUCGUAUCAAGAUAAUAUAUGGAAGGCAUCUCAUCCAAUCGCACUCAAUAGUCUGCAAAUUGCUACCAAUGUCGGUCGUCAAGGUUCACUCGAGAUGUUAACACCCGACAUGCUAUCAGACGCACUCAAAGACUUGUUUAUGAAGCGUCUUGAAGAGGCUGGAUCCAAAGUCAUGCAAUCAAUGGUGCGAUUUGGCCCAACCUAUUGGAACGAACAGAUUAAACUGAUUGGUGACAACACGCUCGACAGCUACCACAAGAGAUUCCCACAUGUCAGAGAAAAGGAUGCCAACGGUGUACCCAUUUGGUGGCCUAGAUAUUUGAUGUUGGACUUUAUCGCCGAACCUAUCUGGAAGGAUAAGCGAACUGAUCAACUGGUCAGUACCGACGACAUUAACAAUUGCUCUAUUCAACUACUCGAUAUUGUACCUGCGUCGUCCAAGACUAACCGUGUCGAGUCUGUCUUUACACUUAUUGAUAAUCGCAAUGGAGCAGAGUUUGAAGCUCAGGUGGUAGACGUUAGAUUCUGGCAAUUGGAACCAAAUGUCGGUAUUGGUCUUUGGCCAAAUUAUUGGAAACGUGAAUUAGAACAUCAACAACAUCUCGUUAAAACUGGUACCCAACCUGAUAUCCAAUGGUCUCAAGUUGGUAAAAGUGAUCGUAUUGUUUUGGAAAACUUUUUAAUAGUUGGUAAACAAUUCAUCUCCUCAAUCCCAAAUUUAAAUAAUGUAGAAUUAAAUUUUAAUCAUGAUAAUGAAGAUGAAAAUCAAAAUCUACCAAUUGAAUCAUCAUCAUCAUCAUCAAAUCCAACUACUACUAGUACUACAACAACAAACAUUUCUUCAUCUUCCUCAUCUUCAACAACUACAACUACAAUUGAUAAAAUAAUUAAUAAUAAUGAUUUAAAUUUAGAAAAAGGGAUUGAUUUUAUAAAUGAAGGAAUAUUUGGAAAGGAUUUAAUUUCUUUAAAUGAUAAAACCAAGGAAAGAAUUGUACAAUAUAGUUUGGAUAGAUUGACAAGUUUUAAUCUACUUCCAACAAAUAUCGAUAUUUUAAAUAAUCCACUUUCCAAUCCAUACCAUAGUUCUAUCAUUGAAUUGGAUGAAAAGGCACCAACUCUUGCCAUCAUUGUUGGAAAGUUUAAAUUAAUGCAUAAUCAUUUCUAUCCAUUCAUGUCUAAACCUCAUGUUAACCGAUGUAUCACCAUGUCAAAGGAUGGAAACGAGUUGAUUGAAUUUUCAUCACUACGACCAAUCCCAUUUGACGCUUGUUAUCUCGUGGAACUACCAAAUAAUAUUGCAGGUGAAGAAGUAAUGUUUCACAAGAAACUAGAUAACAUGUUGGGAAGAGAAUGUGGAAUCCAAGUACUCAACCCAAGUGACACUAGUAAUGAAACAUGUGAUGAUAAAUAUUGGAUGAAAUCAAAGUUUACAAAUCUCUUACCAGUCGCCACACUUGAAAGAGAUAAAUGUUUGACUGAUUCUCAUAUCAUCAAAUUAUUACCAGAUUCAACAACUGGUUAUAUUGUUCAAGCUAGAAGAGGUACUACAGAAUCUGAAAGUGUUCAAUUUAUUGGUGAAACGGAUAAAGAAUCGGUAGCAAAUCAAAUAAUGGAUAGAUUCGAUGGAAAUGAUCAAAUAUUGUCAGACGUGGAAGAUGAUGAAUUAUUAGUAUCACCAUUUGUAAAAUCAAUAGGAUCAACUCCAUUUGUUUUAAGACUAAAUGCUUGUAUUGGUGGAUUAACCACAUGUGCUGUGGUUCAAGCUGGUAGUAAUCGAGAAACUAUCAUAUCUCCUCAUAUUAGAGGUUCAAAAUGGAUUAGAUUCUCAUCCAUCAAAGAUAUUCUUCAAGAUCACAAUGGUAAAAAGUUUAAUUCUCAACAUUGGCAAAGAUGGUGUGACUUGGCUCAAUCCAUUCGAUCACAAACCAAUCUACCAAUUGUUGGAAUUGAUUUUAUUGUGAUUGAAAAUCAACUAUCAAUCAUCCCACUGGAAGUUAAUGCAAGACCUGGUAGUCUUGUAAUGUCUGAACAACCAGAGUUUGAUCAAAAUGGUGAUUUUAUAGAUUCUAAAAUGAUCUCUCCUAUUUCAAUUUCUUUCUUUUCAUCUAUAAAUAAUAUUAAUAAUAAUAAUAAUAAUAAUAAUAAUAAUAAUAAUAAUAAUAAUAAUAAUAAUAAUAAUAAUAAUAAUAAUAAUAACGAUUCAAACACCAACAUUACAAUUCAACAACUACUUUUAAAUCAAUUAUCAAAUUUAGAAGAAUUUAAAAGAUUAGAGAUUAUUAAUAAUAGAUAUAGUUGUAAUGAAAAGGAAAAGGAAAAAGAAGAUGAAAGAUAUUUGGAUAGAUUUGAAAUAUUUAAACAAUUGUGUCAUGGAGCAAUUGAAAAUGGAUUUGAUCAAACUGUGAAAUGUGUAUUAAUAGCUUCAAAUGGUAGAGAUCGAGUAUUUAUGGGUCAUUCAGAUCUAAAAGGUUUGGGUGGCUAUACAAUUGAUGCAACCACUCCAAAUGAAAUUAUAUGUAUUGCUCAAAUUAUCCAACGAACAUCAGGAAUGGGUCAAGGAGGAAACAUUAUAUUAAAUAAUCAAGACCCUAAUUAUCCUUCACAUCAAUUCACAGUGCAAUCAAUCAUUGAACUUGUACAAAAUGACAAAGAGUAUUUUUCAACUCACAAAAUCCUACCAAAAUUAUUUGAUAAAAAUAAUUGGUACAAUUAUAUCAAGUCUUGUUUAUCUUUUAUUCUAUCACCAUUAAAUAAUUAUAAUUUAAAUGAUAAAUUUAAUUUAGAUUUAAUAUUUAGAUUUUCAGCAAUGGGUAAAUUAGGAUUAUCAACAAAUGGUGGAGUUAGUUCAAGUUCAGCAUUGACAGGUGCAUUUAGUUUGGCCCUGAAUAGUUUAUUACAAUUGAAUCUUGGUAUUGAUGAAUUGUGUAGAAUGGAUUAUGGGGAAUACUAUUUGGGCAAUAAUGCUGGUGCUGCAGACAAGACAUCACAGCUGUAUGCAAAAAAGGGUGGUAUAUCAGUGAUUGGAUCGAAUCCUGAAAGAUUUAUUAGAGCAUUACCUUUGGCCCCUUGUAUCGAUGUUUUCAUGGCAACUAGUCCAACACCUAGACUAUCAACUGUUAGUGGUAGAAAAUGGUUACAACUUCAAUUGGAAAAUGGGUCUCUCAAACCCAAUAAUGGACAAAGUACUGAUGAAUAUUUAGAAUCAAUAGUAGAAUGGGCCAAUGGAAUAAUGAAAUCUUUUGGAUCAGAUGUAUUUAUUACUGCUGUCAAUAUUUUAAAAGAGAGUACAUCAUCAAGUCAGAUUGACCAUAGUAUAGUAACGAGUGGAAUAGAUAAAAAUACAUUGGAAAUGAUUCAUACAAUUCUCAAUCGUUCACCAUUAUUGAGAGAAUUGGGAAAUAGAGGAGAAUUGGAGAAUUUAGAUCCAUCAUACAAAGAUAAUCCAAUCAAACGUUAUAAAUUAAUUUAUAGAUUAAUGAAAUUAUUACCAAUACGUUUGGAAAGAGAUCAUAACAAUACACCAUUAUAUGUUAGACAAUCAGCAUUGUAUGGAUUAUCAGAAUUGGAAAGAGGUGAUUUAUAUCAACAAUUGAUGAAUCAAUUAAAUCAAAAUAGUCAAGAUCAAACAUAUGUUUAUAAAUUAAUUAAUAUUAUAAAAUUAGCACAUGAUGGUGACAGACAAAUAUUGGAUUACAGAAAUUCAUUCAGACCAACGCCCAAUCAAUGGUCAAUUAAAGUAGAUAAUGACAGUAUUGACGAAUGGAUAAAAGGAUUGGAUGAAAAGGACCAAGAGGAUAGCAAUGGACUAGCAUAUCGUGUUGGAGGAUUCCAAAGAUCACUGGUAGAGAUUGAUGAAUUGGCAGAUAAAAUGCAAACACAAUUUGGUGGGUUGGCAGCCCUAAGAAUUGCAGCUGCAGGACUAGGUGGUAGUGUUUGUGUACACUGUCAUAAAUCAAUUACCAAUCAAGUUGUUCAAUUCCUCGUUCAACACAAUUAUCAAAUUCGUAAAGUUGAUCCAAGUUGUUCAUCCAAUCAAUUAUUUUAA
This is a messenger RNA of Cavenderia fasciculata, 11949 nucleotides long. RefSeq lists its product as uncharacterized. NCBI's taxonomy places the organism in Eukaryota, Evosea, Eumycetozoa, Acytosteliales, Cavenderiaceae. The transcript has 9 exons. The coding region runs from base 1 to 11949 and encodes 3982 amino acids. Gene Ontology annotation, molecular function: galactokinase activity. The record is from RefSeq and is a predicted model, not a curated record. Gene Ontology annotation, biological process: galactose metabolic process. Gene Ontology annotation, cellular component: cytosol.